Molecule: messenger RNA, 1090 nt
Organism: Cucumis melo (muskmelon)
Lineage: Eukaryota; Viridiplantae; Streptophyta; Magnoliopsida; Cucurbitales; Cucurbitaceae
Product: vacuolar iron transporter 1-like
Exons: 4
Coding region: 154-894 (246 amino acids)
Biological process (GO): intracellular manganese ion homeostasis
Cellular component (GO): vacuolar membrane
Molecular function (GO): iron ion transmembrane transporter activity; manganese ion transmembrane transporter activity
Source: RefSeq, a predicted model, not a curated record
UUUCAAUAUGGCCUCAACACUUUUUGAUACUCUAUAUAAAUGUGGCCAUUUCUUUGCUUUUUCUUCACACACCAUUUGUCCAUUUUCCUUUGCUUUCUCUCUUUCUUCAAACCCAAUUUGGGAUCUUAAAUUAAUUAAAUUAAGCUUUUAACAAUGGGGGAAGCUGCUGGUUUCACUGAUCCAGAGAAGCAGAAACUUCUUCUUCAUGAUCAUGAGGAGAAGCACUUCAUGUCAAGUGAAGUUGUCCGUGACAUCAUCAUCGGUGUCUCCGAUGGCCUCACCGUGCCAUUUGCCCUUGCAGCCGGACUUUCUGGGGCUGAUGUUAGCUCCAGCAUUAUCCUCAUUGCUGGAAUUGCUGAAGUUGCUGCCGGAGCCAUCUCCAUGGGACUUGGAGGAUAUCUUGCAGCUAAAAGUGAAGCUGAUCAUUACAUGAGAGAACUGAAGAGGGAACAAGAAGAGGUGAUUGAAGUUCCAGACAUAGAGGCUGCUGAGGUGGGAGAUAUAUUGUCACAAUAUGGGGUUGAAGCCCAUGAAUAUGGCCCUGUUGUUGCUGCUCUUAGAAGGAACCCUCAAGCUUGGGUUGAUUUCAUGAUGAAAUUUGAAUUGGGGUUAGAAAAGCCAGACCCAAAAAGGGCAUUAAUAAGUGCAUUAACAAUAGCCAUAUCCUACAUAAUUGGUGGGUUGGUGCCCUUAUCGCCAUACAUUGUGUUCCCCGCUGCUGGAGAUGCUGUGAUUGCUUCUGUAAUCGUAACCAUAAUUGCAUUGCUAAUCUUUGGCUUUGCUAAGGGCUAUUUUACUGGUAAUCGUCCCAUUAUGAGUGCACUACAAACCGCCUUAAUUGGAGCCAUUGCUUCUACCGCUGCUUUCCUCAUUGCGAAGGCUUUUCGUACCUGAAACUUCUUCGUUAUCAAAGUAUGUCAGCAUUAGAAAGAAGAAUAUAUAUAUAUUAUUGGAUAUAGUUAUGGACCCGAGUGAUGAUUCUUAAUUAAAUUGUAGUGCUUGCUUCUGGCUAGUAAUUUCUUUUAGAUAUGUUCGCACCAUUUAUGUAAAGUAAAUGUACUCGUUUAAUUAGGAUUGAGUUGUUUUCAAA